Messenger RNA from Micropterus dolomieu (smallmouth bass), 6066 nucleotides. RefSeq names its product ankyrin repeat domain 50-like (gene ankrd50l). Lineage: Eukaryota; Metazoa; Chordata; Actinopteri; Centrarchiformes; Centrarchidae. Bases 859 to 5082 code for a protein of 1407 amino acids. The transcript is spliced from 5 exons. The record is from RefSeq and is a predicted model, not a curated record. Gene Ontology annotation, molecular function: protein binding.
GAUGAUGUUUUGUAAUUGCUUGAUAUUCAGUUUACAAUGAUAGGAAACAGGGAAAAGCAGUACAUCCUUACAUUUCAGAAACUUCUGAAACUACAGAAUUUAAUUAUAAUAUAAUAAUAACAUAAAUAAUUUUCAUAAAACAAAACUUCAAUAGCUUGAUGUGGCUUUUAUGAGACUAAAUCACCUAAAACUAAAGCUUGAGGUGUAGUAUUGCCCUGCGACUGAACCUUGACCCCAGGUAACGCCUCCCACCUAUCCGCUGUAAAAUUGCUCACAGCCACAAGAGUCCUCCCUCUCUCCUCUCUCUCUCUGCUCUCCUGUACAUGUCUUGACAUGCCGAGAAACACCAAGGGAGGGAGGAGACAAAAAAACAAGAAAAACUGGAGCCCAUGAGAGACAGAGACAGACAGAGAGAGAAGGAGGUGUGAGGUAUGAACAGAGGGUUGUAAAGAGCUGGGGGCAUGAGAAAGGAAAAGGAUAUCUCAUGCUGAAGCUUUGGGAUCGAUGAUUGUAGCGGGACAGAAACUGAGAUGAGGCAAGACUGUAGCUGUAAUUGGAAGAAGGGAGGACGACUCAGUCAGGGGAAUGCUCCAUGAUCUCCAGUUUAGACAUUAUGAAUGACGGUAACCAUGAAUCCUCCUCUUGGCAUUGGUGUUUCAUAUCGUGCCGGAAGAAGAAUGAGGAAAAAAACGAAUGAAGAUAAAGAAGAGGAACUGGCAGUGUGAGGAAAUACUCAGGCAUUGCCCAGAGCCGUCAGGGAACCAGAGGUGUCACCAGCUUCAGCUCAGCCUAAAAGUCACAGUAAAAUUACUGGAGGAGCAUGGGAUGUAGAGUCCAGAGCUGUGAGUUGUCCCCUGGAUGUCAGACCACCAGGAACAAAUGAGUAGCAGUGGAUUUGGCAGCAGCUCCAGCUUGCUCCAGGGUCGGCGUUUCUACUGCCGGGAAUGGGCCCUGGACAAGUUGCGGCGCUACCUGGACACCCGCACAGUGCCAGGACAGCCCCCAGGGCUGCUGGUGACUGGGGGCCCUGGCGCCGGGAAAACUGCCCUGUGCACUGAGGUGGUGUGGCCCACCUCGAAGACAGGGCUGGCAGUCGGGCUGGCACCACGUUGCCUGGCAUCCCACUUCUGCCAAAGGGAGGACCAGAGAAGUACUGAGGUGUGGAGGUUUGUCCUGGGCCUGGUGGAGCAGCUGAGGGCCUCACCUCUCCUCUCUCCUGGGUAUGAAAAGAUCCUUAACAGCCCGUCUGUAUCCUCUGCUUUGGAGCCUGUCACCUGUCAAAGAAACCCUGAUGACACCUUCAAGAGAGCUGUGUUGAGACCCCUGUUAGAUGUUCCGCCUCCUGCCCAGACUCUGAUGGUGUUGGUGGAUUCCCUGGACGUGGGAUAUGAGGCAGGCAAAGGAGGUGGGAAGAGUGGCUCUAUUGCAGAGCUCCUGGCCGCUAAUCAACACCUCCUGCCUGGCUGGCUGCUGCUGGUUUGCUCCGUCCGACGCCACAGCAAGGCUGUGUGCAAGAUGUUCUCAGGUUUUCGUAAACUCUGUCUGGAUGAUCUGCGGAAGCCCCCACCUGUUCGUGACGUGCAGCAGUACAUCCUCUGCCGGCUGGAUGAAGAAGUGGAACUUCGCCGUCAGCUCACCCCUGAUACUGCUGACAUGCUGAAUCUGCUGCACAUAAAGAGCGGCGGAUGCUUUCUGUUCCUUGAACGUGUGCUGGAUGGUGUGGCAGGUGCACUGGUGGGUCUCCGGGAGAUUCGGGACAUCCCUGGGACUCUCAAUGGCCUCUAUCUGUGGUUGUGCCAGAGACUGUUCCCCCGGGGGCUCUUUUUCUAUGUCAGGCCUCUCCUCAAUGUCCUCUUGGUUGCCCCAAGGCCCCUCACGCCCCAGCAGCUGUUCACAGCAGUAUGGUCACAUGAUACCUUGCUCAGCCUCCAGGACUUCCAAAACAAGCUCCGAACCCUCUCUCCUCUCUUGAUUGAUGGCCCUGAGGGCACCAAACUACUCUUUCAUGCCAGCUUUGCUGAGUGGCUGACAGAUGUUAAGUAUUGCACACAGAAGUACCUGUGUAGCAGAACAGAGGGUCACGGUAUGCUUGCAAUGGCACUGACUUUGCAGGGACCCCACCUGGAUAUUGAGGAUACUUGCCAGCUAGCCACACAUUUAGUUUGCUCAGGUCACCAUAAAGAUAACCUCCCAUUAUUGGCACUAUGGAUGCUGUGGGCAGGGGUGCCUGCACUUACUCCUGGCAGCAGUAGUGCCCUCACCACAUCCUUAAACCAGCCUCCUGUUCAAGUCAGUCAAGAAGUUCUUCAGCUGUUAAUGGGGAGUGGGCUUGUUCCUGCAGACUUUUUUUCAGAUGCAGGCCCAAGUGCUGGAUUACAUUGUAUAGGUGAUGAGGGAACUACUGUACAACAGGCAUUUGAAUCGGAGGGGUCUGUGAAGAAGCUGCUAGACAGCGGGGUGUCUGUAAGUCAGCCUGGUUCUACAGAUGGAAAGACUUUGCUUGCCAGUGCAGCCCACGAGGGUUCUGCAAAUGUAGCCAAACUUCUCUUAACACAAGGUUAUGAUCCACUGCAAAUUGAUCAUCAGGGUCAAACACCACUGACUUUGGCUUCCAGGCAGGGUUAUGUGAAAGUGUUGUCUGUGCUCCUGGAAUGGGCAAAGAACCAGGAGCCAGAAAUUGCAACACGGAUGAUGGAGCAUGUCGACAGUGAAGGUUGGACAGCACUGCGCUCUGCAGCUUGGGGAGGACACAGUGAGGCUGUCCGGCUUCUGCUUGAUGCAGGAGCAGUUGUGGAUGGAUGCGACAGUGAGGGCCGGACUGCUCUCCGAGCUGCUGCAUGGGGGGGUCAUGAGGAAAUUGUUCUGACCCUGCUGGACUAUGGGGCACAGGUUGACAAAGCUGACAGCAACGGCCGCACCCCGCUUAUUGCUGCUGCCUAUAUGGGACAUCAUGAAGCUGUAGAGAUAUUGCUGGACCACAAUGCUGAAGUUGACUUAGCUGAUGGAGAUGGCCGCACUGCUCUGUCAGUCGCUGCCCUCUGUGUCCCUACAGCAGCAGGGCUGAAAGGUUAUGGUGCGGUAGUAAGUCUGUUACUGGAGCGUGGAGCAGAUCCAGGACACAGAGACCAUGAUGGAAUGACACCAUUGCUUCUUGCAGCCUAUGAGGGCCAUGAUGACGUAGUUGAGCUUCUGUUAGAAGCAGGUGCUGAUGUAGAUGAGACUGCUGGCCCUGAUGGCAAUGUUCCUGCUGCAGCCGCUGUUACUCCCCUGCUGGCAGCUGCAGCAAUGGGCCACAUGAAAACAGUGUCACGGCUGCUUUUCUGGGGAGCAGCUGUGGAUGCCAUUGAUUGUGAAGGCAGGACGGCACUCUGCUUGGCAGCAGCAAGAGGGAGUGUUGAGGUUGUCCGUGCCCUGCUGGAUAGAGGCCUGGACGAGAACCAUAAGGAUGACCUUGGCUGGACUCCACUGCACGCUGCUGCCUGUGAAGGUCAUCGGGCUGUGUGUGCUGCUUUGACAGAGCAAGGCAGCAUGGCACGUGUCGGAGAUAUGGACAUUGAAGGACGCACCCCUCUUAUACUGGCUGCCCAGGAAGGUCACUGGAGCACUGUAAGGCUGUUGUUGGACAGACGUUCCCCCAUCGACCACAGGGCGUAUGAUGGACAUUCUGCCUUGAGUGCCGCCCUCCUGGGGAGCCAUGCUGAAGUCGCAGAGCUGCUUAUGAGGCGAGGGGCUGAUACUGAUGUCCGGGAUGCAGAAGGAAGGCCUCUACUCUACCUCCUGGUGUUAGAGAGUCGCCUUGACAUGGCUACUCUCCUCAUACAGAAAGGGGGGGUGCCUCUGGAGUCCCGAGACUCUGAGGGCCGCACAGCACUUCAUGUGGCUUCCUGGCAGGGAUGUGUGGAGAUGGUAGACCUACUUUUAAAGCACGGGGCAAACCCCAAUGCACAGGACACAGAGGGGAGACCACCAUUGCAUUCAGUGGCUUGGACGGGACAUGCCAAAGUAGGACAUUGUCUCCUAGAAGCCAGUGGUGUCAAUAUAGACCUUGCUUGCCACCAAGGCGCAACAGCUUUGAGCAUCACUGCCCAGGAGGGACAUUCUGACAUUGUUUCAAUGCUUCUAGAAAGAGGUGCAAAUCCCAAUCAUGUAGAUAGAUAUGGCCGUAGUCCAGUCAAAGUGGCUGGGAAACACGGGCACUUUAACAUUGUCAGGCUCUUAGAGAGCUACGGAGCCAAGCCAUAUGUAGGCCUGUUGUCUAGCACCGGUACUUUUUCCCCUGCAAAACCCAACAGGAUCCCCUCCUCAGGCAUCUCAGUGAGUAAUGGAGGUGACGUAACAGCCGCUACCUCCUCCUCUUCAGUAUCUUCUCCCGGCUCCACUGCAGAACGAUUCCACUCCAUGCAAAGCUCCCAAAACUCAUCUACCUGCCACUCCCUGGCGACAGUGCAGACAGUGCCAGCUGACAGCCUCAGCUUUAUUCAGCAGAUCCAACAGCACUCACUACCCCGUAGUCGUAGCCGUCACUCCACCCUCCCCCCACCAGGGAGCUCAGGCAUGGGCAGCCACCAUGGAAGCAGCCAGAGGCAUCCCAAAGGCAUCCCUCCUCCCACUGUUUGCACUGUCACUGCCAUGGUGCACGACUGUGAACUGUCUCAGAAUGGCCUGUCGUCUGGGCUUGAAUAUCAUGACAAAAUGAACAAACAAAACUCAAACUUAAUAAAAGCAGACAGAAUUACUUAUGCUGGUGGCAAAUGGCAUACAGUCAUGGCUUCCCUUGGGAUAAUGCCUGGCCAAGACAGCCCUGCAGUAGGUCCUAAAAACAGGGAUGGUCCUCCUCUAGGUUACCCAUAUGGGCUACAAAGCCCACUUCAAGGGGAAGCCUGGGAUUCUCUACCCCAGAAGAACAUUUUGUCACCAGCUUGCUACAGUUUUACCCCAGUCCCACCUUGCAGUGCCUUGCCAGAGGAUGUUAUGGUCACUAUGACAACCACAGACCCGCAGCUUAAUCUGAAACAAGCCAUCAAACUGCAGUUUGAGGGUCCCACCAGUGCAGCCUUAUACAAGAGAGAGACACCCCUCUGAUUGGUGCUUCAGUACGUGUCCAAAGUUAUCUACUGCUACACUUUCUUUCUUUAAAACUUUUUAUUUUACUUUGUUAGAGUAUGUGGGUUAAUGCUGAAACAAAAAGUUCAUCAACAGUAAAUUCAGUAAUUUAGAGAAAGUAAUUUAUCAAGCAAAACUGCCUACUCUCUGGUUCCAGCAUCUCCAAUAUGAGGAUUUGCUGCUUUUCUCUUUUUAAUAUCGUUUUAUAUAUUGCAGAGGUCCCAAUCUGGAAAUUAACAGGUUAUUUUGUGGUAUCAAAACAAACAUAGUUGCCCCAGGUGGCAUGCAUUUAGGGCAUUCACAAAUAUUUAAAUUCUAAUGACAAUAUCUUUUUUUAGGGGGAGUUGGACAUUUUUGCAGUUCAAUGAGAAGACAUGUUCACCGUGUACAAUGACUUUCUGGGUUCAGAUUAGAGAGGAAGUAAUCACUUUCUCCACCCCCCUUCAGAAAACCAGAGGAACAACCAACUGAAUGACAUCAAAGCUUACAUUCCUGCCUUUCCUGUUGUGUGUGUUGAGCAGGGCUCUCACAGACAAGAUCAAGCUGAUUUAAUUUUGUGUAAACCAUUGUACUGGGGACCGUGUUAGCGCCACAGUAAAAAACACUCUUUAUUAUGGAACACAAGUGUCUAGGUUGGGUUAUGUUUUAAAUUAUUAAGUAAAGAUCCCUUUUUUAGGCAGUAAACCUUGUUUUAGAGAUUUCAAUUUGUGGCCUUGACCUUUAUUGAAGCCUUUGAUAUUUACUAUAUACUGGCCUUCAUGUCCCAUAGGUCCAUUGCUGACAACCAAACCAAAACAGUUUGCAGAAAAGCAAGUCUUCCAAAGCCUACCCGAGUGCGGGGUUUAUGAUACAUACUAUAAAAGACAGCCAAGUUUACUGAAUCAACUUGGCUCACUCACAGUGUGUCUGAGCAGGCAGGCAGGAAGGAAAGUGAAAACUGGACGUUAAGGACUGAGGGUGGAU